UCGUUUGUAUAUUUCGCGAAUUAUGCGCAUUGUCUCGCAAACAAAUAAAUUACUAAUCGCAUGAGAUCGCAUGCAUACAUACACACCGCAGUAGUCAUAAGUGCUUACACUGUUACACUGCAAGCUGCAAGACAAGACUCAAAAUAUGUCAAGAUUCUUUGUAAAUUCGUUUGAAGAUUACAAUGAUUCGAAACAUAGUGGCCAAGAGCUUAUCAAUAAAAGUAGGGUUAUCCAAUUGAUAAAGAAUUAUGUACAAAUCAUUUUGGUUGAAACUAAGAAAAGUAAAUUUAAACUUCGAGAUGAUCUAUAUGUGGGAGAUGCCGGAAUUGCAUUCAUGUUCUGGAAAAUAUGUCAAUCAGCCGAUUUGAAGGACUUAUUUCCAUGCUUGGAACAUGCUUCAUUCUACAUAAAUCGAGCAAAGAAAUUUUCAAGUUUCCAAGGAUCGAGUAGCAGAGCCGAUAUUGGAUUCCUCUGUGGGAAUGCUGGCAUAGCGGCCGUGUCGGCCGUAAUCGCAAAUGAAAUUGGUAAACCAGAAGAAGUAUCUCGAAGUAUUGCCGAAUUUCAGAAGGGGCGUGAAGUGUGCAGAUCAAUGAGCUACGAUGCUGAUGAAGUUUUAGUUGGAAGAGCUGGAUAUUUGAGCGGUGCCUAUUGGCUUAAUCAAGUGAUAUCGCCGAAACCGAUAGCAAAUGAGAUAAUUGAGGAUGUAUGUAACAUUUUGAUAGAACGUGGACGUGAAUAUUCCAAGGCACACAAGGCUCCUCUUCCACUGAUGUAUGAGUACCAUGAUAGUGAUUAUUUGGGAGCUGCACAUGGCCUAUGCUCAAUCCUACAUAUGAUUCUGGAAUCUCCAUGGUUUAAUCUCAACAACGGCAGUUUCAAUAACAUCCCGAAGACAAAACUCAAUGAUAUCAAACAAUCAGUGGCGUACUUCGCCAGUAUUCAAGAUGCAGAUGGCAAUUUUCCAACAAGGCUGUUCAAUUCAAAUAAAAAAUUGAUUCAUUGGUGUCAUGGAUGCUCCGGUGCUAUCUAUUUGUUAGCAAAAGCUUUCUUGCUAUUCAAAGAAGAGAGCUAUCUUGAAGGAUGCCGAAAGUGUGCAGACUCGAUUUGGCGACACGGCCUGUUACGCAAAGGUCCUGGAAUAUGUCAUGGUAUCGCUGGAAAUGGAUAUGCAUUCUUGCUAAUGUAUCGACUCACAGGAGAGCGGAAAUAUAUAUAUAGAGCAUCAAAAUUUAUGGAUUUUUUGAGCACGGACACAUUUUUAGAUGGCGCACGCACGCCUGAUCGACCAUACAGCUUGUACGAAGGAUUGGCUGGAACAGUUUGCUUUUUGGUGGACUUUCUGAACCCUCAAACAUCGUACUUCCCAUUCAUGGAUAUUUUUACUGUGAAGUAUAACUCCUAAUAAAGUCAAAAAUAUUGAAAUUUGAUUUACAAAAAAAAUUAAAUCCUAUCAGGUACAUUUAACCAAUAAAAAAGUAUGUAGUCAGUCAUUUAA
Molecule: messenger RNA, 1495 nt
Organism: Armigeres subalbatus
Lineage: Eukaryota; Metazoa; Arthropoda; Insecta; Diptera; Culicidae
Product: lanC-like protein 3 homolog
Exons: 2
Coding region: 146-1402 (418 amino acids)
Biological process (GO): carbohydrate metabolic process; peptide modification
Cellular component (GO): plasma membrane
Source: RefSeq, a predicted model, not a curated record